Molecule: messenger RNA, 1487 nt
Organism: Sarcophilus harrisii (Tasmanian devil)
Lineage: Eukaryota; Metazoa; Chordata; Mammalia; Dasyuromorphia; Dasyuridae
Gene: RTBDN
Product: retbindin
Exons: 6
Cellular component (GO): external side of plasma membrane
Molecular function (GO): riboflavin transmembrane transporter activity; signaling receptor activity; riboflavin binding
Source: RefSeq, a predicted model, not a curated record
UUCCCUGGGAUGAACGGGACCGCCUUCCCUCCUCCUCCCUCUCCCUUCCCCAAUGGAUUUCCCUUCCAUUUAAGGACCCCAGCUUUUUGUUCUCAGCUAAUGGAAUUUCAGGACCAGAGCCAACACAAGAUGAAUUAGUAUGAAGACUGUAUUCUCUGAGCCGCUGCAGAAUGAACCGAGGAAGGAGCUGAUAUGGUCUCAGGAAUUGCCUAAUCCAUCCAACACAAGGACAGGUCCCCAGGGGAAUGGCACCCCUGACCCCAGAAGCUGAAACUGUCAGAGAUUGGGGUCACCUUGUGCAGGACCGCCACCUGCUGGCCAAUACGGAAGCUACCGUGGGGGUCUGGGAAGGAUUGAGGGGGAGGGGAAGUGCCUCUAUCUCUGUCGCUUCCAUCAGACAGGACAAUGAACCUGAUAUCUCCAAAAGCAUUAUGAGAGAGGACUCCAUGCAGGAAUUUAGCUCAGUUUCUGAUCCUCAGGUGGACAUGAGAGGAAGUGUGGCUUGGGUCCUAGGCCUAGCCUGGACCAUGAAUCUCCUGGGAACUCAAGGGAUCUCAAGGCUGACUGGAAAUGAUGGUGGUUUUGAUAACCCCAAAUGCCUAGGUUUGAAACAAGUAAAUGAGGAGCUCAAAUUCAAUGGGGCACCAGGUUGGUGUGGACUCCAUCCUACUGGUUCUCCUAUAAUGGCAGGUAUCUGCCUGAUUUGGGAUCGCUGUGGGGGUCUGAGCCCCAGGUGUGAAUCUUUCCUACAAAACCUCUCCAAUUUCCUCCACUGCUCACCAUUGGGAGCCAACUGGACCCAUCUGGAGAAGCCCAGAAGUAUCCAGGCCCUGCCAAUCUGUGCUGCCUUCUGUGACCAAUGGUUUUUGGCUUGCAAAAAUGACCUGACCUGUGGUCGGAAUUGGCUGUCCCAACCAGGAGGGAGUUGUGAGGGUGGUUGUCUCACCUUUGAUCAGGUGAGAACCUCCCCAGAAGUCCAUUCUCAAGCAGUCCUGGGCUGGUCCUACAGACCUUCCUAGACGCCAGAGACCUGUGCGGUUCUGCGCUUGGAGACUACCUGGUUGCUGCGCCUGCUCCCUGUCCCUGCCUUCAGCCCUCCACCUCCGACCCGCAACCGCCUGGCCCAGAGAUCCCAUUCGGCAUCGCCUGUCCAGCUUGGCCACAGCUCCCACCUCGAGGGCGCCGGGGCAACCGGCUCAGACGCGCGUUGCUCCUCCCGCCUGGGGGGCUCGGCAGUGGCAGCGGCAGCGGGAGUGGCAGCGGCCCCUAGAGGGUGCGCUCUGCCCGACUACCGCGAGCGGGGAGGGAAAGGAAAGGAGAGCUGUGAGCUCCGAAAGCCACUCAGUACCGCGGUGAAAUCCAUGAGAAGUCCUCUCCCAUCAGCCCUCUGCCCUCAACUCCAGCCUCUGGCUUCCCCAUGCUGCUCCCUCAGAUUUUGUUCUCGGACCCCAGAGUUAACAGUUCAGGAAAAUGGAAUACAGCACUGA